Oncorhynchus keta (chum salmon) is the source of this 3261-nucleotide messenger RNA. Its product is annotated as zinc finger protein 184-like. NCBI's taxonomy places the organism in Eukaryota, Metazoa, Chordata, Actinopteri, Salmoniformes, Salmonidae. Gene Ontology annotation, molecular function: RNA polymerase II cis-regulatory region sequence-specific DNA binding; DNA-binding transcription factor activity. Gene Ontology annotation, biological process: regulation of transcription by RNA polymerase II. The transcript is spliced from 2 exons. The record is from RefSeq and is a predicted model, not a curated record. Bases 157 to 1383 code for a protein of 408 amino acids.
GAACACAUUUAUCAAAGAUGGCGAAACAUUGAUAACAAGAAGCCAUAUGUUCUUUAAAAAUAUGACUAUUUCGUGAAUUAGCUGCUGCAAAAAAACGUUUAGAAUCCAAAUAGAUUAAGUAAUUGUGACCGGUAAAAAAAAAAACAAGAGCUUAAAAUGUCUGAGACGAGUGUUUUGCAUCAAAGGAUAAGCUCCGUCAUGGACAUUCUAGCCUCCGCUGCCGUGACAGAGAUUUGCAAAUUAGUAGAGGAUUGUUGUGGAGCGUUAAGUGUAGAAGUCUCUCAAAGCAAAGAGCAAAUCAAAAUGCUAGAGAAGCAACUCAGCCUGACCGAGUCGAGGUACAUGUCGGUGAGUGGCAAAGGAGAUCAGACGCUUGUUACCAGUGGUUCAUCGAGAACCAACAGUCCUUCCGGCAAUUCCCCCGCGGCUGAUGAUGAAGAUUUCCAGCACUUCAUUGUCUCUGAAGUGGAGUUUCCCCCUGAGCAGCAGCAUUAUAAGCAGGAUUGGAGCCCCAGUCUGGGGCAAUAUAAUUGGAAUCCCAUACAGAUUAAAGAGGAAGACGAGGAAUUCAGCGUCAUUCAGGAGGAGGAAGACUCUGUAUUCACUCCUGCCUGGGUGAAAAGUGACUAUGAUCAGUACCCAACUCAGUCCUCACAAACCCAAAGUGAAGAAUACAAAGACACAAUGGCCUCAACUGAAGACAAAACAGAACCGAAGGAAGACUAUUCCUCAGAGCCAACCAGUGACUCUCAUCCCCAGUCCAAAUUGAAGAAGACAUGGACAGAAAAAGGACAAAGCUCGAAUGGUGGAAAAUCCAUGGAUCUGAAAUCUCCAGUGCAAAGAAGUCGCACAGAAGAUAAAUCAUUUUUCUGUAGUGAUUGUGGUGAAUGUUUCACUCAGAUGGGAACACUGGAUUCUCAUAUGAGGACCCACACACGGGAGAAGUUGUAUCACUGUCAAGAUUGUGACAAAGUAUUCACUCGGCUUGACCGCUUCAAAUUGCAUAGGAAGGCCCACACAGGAGAGAAACCGCAUCGCUGUGGUGAAUGUGGCAAAUGUUUUUCUCAAGUUGGAUAUCUGAACUAUCACAUAAAGACUCACACAGGGGAGAAACCGCAUCGCUGCCAUGAUUGUGGCAAAUGUUUUUUUCGAGUUGGUGAGCUGACACUUCAUAGGAGGAUUCACACAGGCGAGAAACCACAUCGCUGCCUGGUCUGUGGCAAAUAUUUUGCUCGUCCUAGUAAUUUGAGUAGUCACAUUAGGAUUCACACAGGGGAGAAAUCUUAUAGCUGUCAUCAUUGUGGCAAAUAUUUUCGUCAUAAAGGUAAUCUGACAACGCAUAUGAGGAUUCACACGAGGGAAAUCACAUCAUUGUCGCUAUAGUAGCAGAUCUUUCAGAACUGGCGUUAGUCACAUGAGUUCAUAUGAGGAUAAUCACAUGAGCGAUAAACUAUAUUGCUGUCAGGAUUGUUGUAAAUAUUUCACUAAUUGUUUGAAUUGGCUGGGACGUCGGAAAGGAGAGACCACAUUACUGCCACGACUAGAAAAUAUUUCACGACUGCCUUUUUUUGACAUUGUGUAUGAGACAUUCACACAGGAGGAAUCUUACAAGCGUCUGUCAAAUGCUUAAGUGCCGAAAGUGCAUUGAAUUGUCUUCAGAAUACACACUGAGAAGAAACAAUAUAGGCUAAGUGAUGAUUGCUUCAAAACAAAGGCUUAAGCAGACACAUGGAGAGAAUGCACAGGAACAUGACUGUGCCCUGUGUAGGGAAGGGCAUCAGACAGACAAGUUACUAUUGUUCAUAGUUUUUAACUUGAUUAUAUUAGUCUCGUUUUAUAACUUUCCAUGUGAACCCUGCCAGGCAAUCACUGCACAACAUCUGUCAAAUAAUUGGUCCAACGAUAGUGAUACAAUUAUCUUGAUCUGAUGAAAUCCACGUUGAUGCAAGCUGUAACUGAGUCUCGCUCAAACGGUCACUUAAACUGGUCCUAUUGAAUCCAGUAGGGACCAUUAGAUUCCAGUUCAGCCCACUAGACACCAGUGGCCAUUCUCUACCUGAACAACCCUAGAGAAUUGAUACAUUGUUUAUGUACGCAUGUAUAAUACCUACUUCGGUGUGUAGUUAUUGUGUGUUUAGCCCCCUAUUGAGUACUGUCUUCCUUGUAAAUCAUGAUAAAACAUUAUGGAAAAGUUAUGUAAUGAUUUAUUGAAAAGAGUGGGAGCCCUGUUAAAAAAAAAAAUUAAAAUCAGAAUUACUUCGAGGUCCAUGUGUUUUAUAACUAGUAUAAAAUAUGUUGAUAAUACAAUCAUUCUAGCCUUUAUUAUUAAUUUGACAGUUUCACGUGACAUGACUAACUUUGAAAUAUUUACACUUGACCCGGAAGUGCUUCGUUACUCCUGUUGGCUUCACGGGUGACAGAACAUAACACAAGCUAGCCAUUGGCAUUAUCUGAAAAAUGUCUAAAUUGGAGUUGUUGAGAGUGAUUUUUAACCAGGUGCUAGUGAUCGCUGCAAGGUUAUUAUAGUUUUGUGAUUGAAUAUUCAUUUUUUAUUUUGAUUGGACAUAUUUAGUUUUUAGACUUGAUUUGCUAGUUUUUAUUUUGUUUGUUUUGAUAGAAAUGUUUAUUUCGUUUUUAUAUUUAGUAGCCUGUGUGGGAGGCCAGGAGACAUUUGUUGUUUUAGGAUGUCACUUCUGGGCGCUGUAAUAUAUAAGUUGAUGGGCCUGGACCAUAGACAUAACAUCUCUGUGUCACGAUGGCAUCUGUGAGAGAAUGGGCAGUGCCGUUGAGGCCAUCUCAUCUAAAAAGUCAAUUUUCUUCUUCAUGAGUAAAAUUCAUAGGGUGAUUAUUCCUAAUGACCUGGCAUCAGGACUCCAACUGGAUCAUCAGGAAGGAACAGACAAUGAAUUGGGACGUUAAUUAAAUCAAAAUGGUGAAAGUCCUCAAAAACACUGCCCAGGCUUUUAGCCAGUAGAGACGACUCCAUGCAACUUGACGGCUGGGACAUUGGUUUGGUUUCAAUUAUAAAACAAUCCGAAUGUGACUUGGAUUUAAAGGAUAAGCCCCUGGUGAAAUAACUCUUUCCAAAGUUUACACCAAUCCAAUGCCUUUUUAACUUUAGUAGUAGUUUGUUAGAAUAAUUAAGUUCCUUAACCUGACAGAGAGGAAAAAACAAAUGAAGGUCAUGGUACAUUUGACAUGCUAUGUUUAUGUAAUAUUAAACAUGUUCAGUACAUUCGGAAAGUAUUCAGACCCCUUGAU